AGCUCUUCCUGACUCCCCGCCCAGUGCUCUAUGGACCGGCUGCCAUUUUACAGAUAAGCAAGCUGAGCUAGGGAGAGGUGAGAGGGUUUGCUGGAUGUCAACGGUCUAUUGUCAGUGUCAAAUGUCAGUUGUAGGAUUCGAAUCAACUCCUUCCUGCGUCCCAGGCCGCUCUGCCCUAGCCCGGCUGCCUUUCCAGCCUGGGGAACGGAGGAGCUUGGCUUGGCCCAGCUCCGGUCAGGAUGGACGAGCUGGAUAGCCAGCCUGGACAGCCCAGAGGGUGCACACACAGGCCCCGAUUCAGAACCAUGGCUCAUCAGCAGACUUCCCCGCGCUCUGUCGAACUCGAAUUUGGGGGGCCCCUGGGGACGGCUGCCAUGCUGCUGCUACUCCCUGUGGUCCUCUUCCACCUGCUCCUCACCUGCCACUCCGGCCCCUGCAGCCUGCUCAACCUGCCCUCCGAGCUGCCCCCAACCUCUGCCUUCUGGAGUCCUUGGGCUCUGCUGCUGCUUCUGCUCUGGCUGGGGCUGCAGGCUACACUGUACCUGCUGCCCAUGGGCAAGGUAUCUGAGGGCAGGAUGCUGAGAGACAAGAGCCACCUGCAAUAUCCAAUUAAUGGGUUUCGGUGCCUGGGCCUGACGGCUCUGCUGGUGGGGCUGGGGCUGGCAGGGGGUCUGCCCCUCGGGAGCCUCUCAGAACUGCUCCUGCCGUUGGCUUCAGCAGCCACAGCUAUAGCCUUCAUCCUCAGCCUCCUCCUCUACCUCAAGUCCUUUACAGCGCCGCCUUCAGCCCUCGCCCCCGGGGGGAAUUCAGGUAACAUCAUCUACGACUUCUUCCUUGGCAGAGAACUGAAUCCCCGAUUCGGAUCCUUUGACCUCAAGUAUUUUUGUGAGCUUCGUCCAGGGAUGAUUGGUUGGGCCCUGAUCAACCUGGCUCUGCUGUUGCAGGAGGCUGAACGCCAGGGGGGUUGGCCUUCCUUGGCCAUGGGGCUGGUCAAUGCCUUCCAGCUUGUCUAUGUGGUGGACGCUCUUUGGAAUGAGGAGGCAAUUCUAACCACCAUGGACAUCAUCCAUGAUGGCUUUGGCUUCAUGCUGGCUUUUGGGGACCUGGCCUGGGUCCCCUUCAUCUACAGUCUUCAAGCCCAGUUCCUUCUGAAUCAUCCCCAGUCUUUGGAGUUGCCUGUGGCUGGGGCCAUUUGUCUGCUAUUUGCGAUUGGCUACUUUAUCUUUCGUGGGGCCAACACACAGAAAAAUACCUUCCGGAGGGACCCUACUGACCCCAGUGUGGCUGGCCUUGAGACCAUCCCCACAGCUACUGGGCGGCGCCUGCUGGUAUCAGGGUGGUGGGGUAUGGUCCGUCAUCCCAACUACCUUGGAGACCUCAUCAUGGCUCUGGCCUGGUCCCUGCCCUGCGGGGUGACACACCUGCUUCCCUACUUCUACGUUGUCUACUUUACCAUCUUACUGGUGCAUCGGGAGGACCGGGAUGAGCGCCAGUGUCUCCAGAAGUAUGGCCUGGCCUGGCGGGAAUACUGUGCAAGGGUGCCUUACCGUAUAGUACCAUACGUCUACUGAGCCCGCCUGCCCCAUGAAGGAACAAGGCUGGGGGCGCCCUGCCCUCUGCGCCUCUUCCCAGACAGCACACCCAGCAGCCCAGUUUCGGUCAUCUGGAAGAAAUGACACCUGCAGCUUGCCCCUUCCAUCCUGGUGAUCUCUAGGCCCUCGAUGCCCCCUUGGGCUACUCAGAUACCCACUCUGAGCCUCAGUUUCCUCCUCUGAGGGAGGAGGGGCUGCAUGUACUCGCGAAUGAUUCUGAAGUUGCCCCCGGGACACAGGGAAGGGGAGCUGGGGAAGCCUGUGAAUAGAGCUCUGCUGAUGGACCUGUC
Vombatus ursinus (common wombat) is the source of this 1882-nucleotide messenger RNA. It is a transcript of the gene TM7SF2, whose product is annotated as transmembrane 7 superfamily member 2. The transcript has 11 exons. NCBI's taxonomy places the organism in Eukaryota, Metazoa, Chordata, Mammalia, Diprotodontia, Vombatidae. Gene Ontology annotation, molecular function: oxidoreductase activity, acting on the CH-CH group of donors, NAD or NADP as acceptor. The record is from RefSeq and is a predicted model, not a curated record. The coding region runs from base 240 to 1571 and encodes 443 amino acids. Gene Ontology annotation, cellular component: nuclear inner membrane; endoplasmic reticulum membrane. Gene Ontology annotation, biological process: sterol biosynthetic process.